UUGUGAAUCCCAAGGGGUCAGAUAGCAACCAUCCAUACUAACUGACUGAGUGGUAGAUGCUUCUUGUUAAAGAGACAGAGAUGGAGAGAAGACCAGAAACAGCCCUGAAACCAGAACAUCCUCCAAGACCUGGCAGGACCAAAAGAGAGAACACACCAAUGGCCAGAGAGAGAAAGCACAAGGCAAACAAGUCAGUGAAGCUCCAGGAGCCUCACAAAAGGAAAGAGAAGGUGAAGGGAGAGGAAUCAGGAGAAGAGGACGUAAAUGAGGACAAAAAGGAUGGGGCAGUCAUGUCCAGAAGCACUGUGGUCAAUGUGGACAGUGUGAGAGAGAGGGCAAAAGAAGAGCGUGAAGAGUUACUGGGACUGUUGGAGAGUGAAUGGCAUGAAGAAGCCUUGAAGCCACGAAACCUUGGAGUUUGUGAGUUGCUUCUCACCAUCGUAGCUCUUGCCACAGUCAUCUUCUUCUUUCCUAUAUCAAUUUGGUUCUGUAUAAAGAUUGUGAGAGAGCAUGAGCGUGCGGUGGUCUUCAGGCUGGGACACCUGCUGCAGAGGAAACCUAGAGGACCAGGGCUGCUUUUUUACCUCCCAUUCUUGGAUGUUUGUCAGAAAGUGGACAUCCGGCUGAAAAUGCUGCAGGUGCCCUCUCACACGGUGGUGACGAAGGAUCUGGUGUGCACAGAGGUGAGCGCAGCGUGUUACUAUCGCAUUGAGAACGUGUCUGUGUGUUACUCCUCCUUGGCCGGAGUCCCGGCUGUGCUCCAGGCUCUGGUGCAGGUGUCAGUUAGGGAGGUUCUGGCCCAACACACCUUCACUCACAUACUGCAGAACAGGAGCACAGUCGCCCAGGAGAUCCAGGUUGUGCUGGAUUCCAUUGCUGGCAGGUGGGGAAUUAAAGUGGAGAGAGCUGAAAUAGAGGACGUGCGUCUCCCACCUGAGCUUCAGCAGAACUUUGCUGUCGAGGCCGAAGCAAAGAGACGAGCUCAAAUCAGAGUGAUUGCAGCAGAAGGUGAGAAAGCAGCGUGUGAGGCUCUGAAGGCCUCUAUCGACUCUCUCUCGGACUCUCCUCUGGCCGUGCAACUGCGCCUGCUCCAGCUCCUCCACACCCUGCGCUCUGACCAGCCUGCUGUGGUGCUCAACCUGCCAUCUGACCUCCUCAGCCAAACCCUUCAGCUGCCAGACACAACCAGCUCCACCAAUCAAACCCAGCCUACAGGUGGCAACUCCACAGAAACAGCUAAAGAUUCCCCUAUGAUGUAAUGAGUGCUCCCUUAUGAAAGUUCCAUUAUGAAUAUCAAAAUAUAAAACAUAUUUGUGCCUUUUUAUAACCUAAUGUUUUAAAACAGAACUAUAAAAUAAAAGCCUGGAGACGAGA
Colossoma macropomum (tambaqui) is the source of this 1374-nucleotide messenger RNA. RefSeq names its product NPHS2 stomatin family member, podocin (gene nphs2). The record is from RefSeq and is a predicted model, not a curated record. The transcript has 8 exons. NCBI's taxonomy places the organism in Eukaryota, Metazoa, Chordata, Actinopteri, Characiformes, Serrasalmidae. Gene Ontology annotation, cellular component: plasma membrane. Bases 57 to 1259 code for a protein of 400 amino acids.